AUGGUAUUCAAAGUGGGGAUCAUAGGUGGAUCCGGUCUCGAAGAUCCACAAAUUCUACAAAAUGCAAGGGAAGUGGAAGUGGAAACACCAUUCGGGAAGCCUAGCGACAAGUACCUUGAAGGAACUAUUGGCGAUGUUCACUGUAUUAUUCUUGCUCGUCAUGGCCGUAAACACGAUAUCAUGCCUUCAGACGUAAAUUUUCGUGCUAAUUUAUGGGGCAUGCACACUUUAGGCGCCUCUGUGAUCAUCGCAUCAAUCGCUUGUGGAUCAUUGCAAGAAGAUGUGAAACCGGGCGAUCUCGUCUUUCCUGACUCAGUUUUUGACAGAACAACUGGACGCAAAACCACAUUUUUCGAUGGGACCGUCCCGCAAGUUCCAGGAGUUUGUCACAUUCAGAUGCAUCCUACCUACAAUGAGAAGUUAAGAAAAAUCCUUAUUGGAGCGGCUAAGGAUCUUAACCUUAAAUAUCAUGACGGUGGUUUCGGAGUAUGUAUUAAUGGUCCUCGAUAUUCUUCCAAAGCGGAAAGCCGUAUUUUCCGAUCUUGGGGUGCAAACUUGAUUAACAUGACAAUGAUACCAGAGUGUUGUCUUGCCAAAGAACUUGGAAUACCGUAUGCAACAACAGCUCUAGUCACUGAUUACGACUGUUGGAGAGAAGAUGAGCACGUGUCAAUGGAGCUAGUUAUGAAAACGUUCAAAGAAAAUUGCCACAAAGCUAAGAAUCUAUUCAUUGAGGCUGUCAAGCGAAUUGCAAAAGAGGAUUGGAAAGAAGAAAUUGCUACUAUGAAGAAAGCAGCUCGUGAUGCGGUGAUGGUUGGGCCUGAGGUCGUCAUUCAUCAUCUCGUUGUUAAAAACUAA
Molecule: messenger RNA, 858 nt
Organism: Necator americanus (New World hookworm)
Lineage: Eukaryota; Metazoa; Nematoda; Chromadorea; Rhabditida; Ancylostomatidae
Exons: 8
Coding region: 1-858 (285 amino acids)
Biological process (GO): nucleoside metabolic process
Cellular component (GO): cytosol
Molecular function (GO): S-methyl-5-thioadenosine phosphorylase activity
Source: RefSeq, a predicted model, not a curated record